Molecule: messenger RNA, 1089 nt
Organism: Lolium perenne
Lineage: Eukaryota; Viridiplantae; Streptophyta; Magnoliopsida; Poales; Poaceae
Source: RefSeq, a predicted model, not a curated record
CGUCGCACUGCGUCGCUGCACUUUUACACUUUAGCCCCUCCCGAUCCAAUCCGACCCUGUCGCGGCCGGCCUCCACCACACGAGCACCGCCGCACACACGCCAAGGAUCAUCCUCGCCUCCGCCCCUGCCAAGGCUCCUCGCCCUCGCCGAUGGUGCCUCCUGCGCCGCCUGCCGUUCCCCAUACUUGGGAACGCCGCAUGCCUCCUCUUCAGCGCGCCACCGCCGCCCCGGACGUGGGCGCGUCGUCCUCGACUGGAUCGAUGGACGCUGGUGGUGUCUCCUCCCGCCGAUUCGUCCUUUGUGGGUUCCACGGCCGCCGCGCAGGCUCGGCACAGCUCCGCGUCGUCAGCGCCCGCUCCACUUCAUCCUUCGCGCGCCUCUCUUCGAUCGUAAAGAAAUCAUCCGCAUCCCCACUUCCGGCAUCGUAGCAACCGCAUGCAUGCCACGUUCCUCCCACACGCCGCACACGCCUGCUACUUCUUCGGCGCACCGCCUCGUUUUUCUGUUCACGACCCAACCGGCCAGCUCCUCUCCUCGAUGCUCCAAUGUGAGAUCGUCCGUGGGCCUCUGCGCCUCGAUCUCGAGCGAAGCCGCCGGAAGGAAAAGAUGCGGCGGGGAGCGAAGCCGAUGCGUCCCGUUACAAGCGGUGUCGAGGAGAACCUCGAUCCGGCCGUGGAGGCGAUCAGAUCAUGGUUAUUGGCUUGGGUGGAAUCGGAUCCCAGACCUCCGGCCGCUCAAGGACUAUCUCGCUGGGACGUUCGGGUCGCGGCGCCGUCAACCGCCUGGAGUCCACCGCAAGACCAGCAGUUCACUGUGCGCCGGCACUGGGAGUCUACCUCACGCCUCUCCCAUAGCACGAUGGGUCAUGUAGCUCCGCGUGGAGAUGGAAGGCUAUGUCCCAGAAUAGGGAUAGCAUAUCGACACAACGUGUAUGAGAAGAGACUUGAGAAGCAAACAACGCUGUUGUCAUGGUAUAUUGAUAUAUAUCCUGCUCUAUGACGCGCCUCAGUUUUGGGCAGGUAUAUAAAUACUAGCCACACAUGUUUGCUUCUUAAAGCUCCACAGUCCACAUAUGUCUGGUUUUGAAG